AUGGAAUCUGCUCAAGUAAGAGCCAAGCGUAAGAAAUACGUUCUCACGCUCCAACAAAAACUUGCACUUAUCAAUCGAUUCGAAAGCGGCGAAACCGUACUAUUGUUGGCCCGCGAGUAUAAUAUAGGGUCACAGACAGUACGGGAUAUUAUUAAACAGAAGAAAAAGAUAAGGGAGUUCUUAGUCCUCUGUAACGGUAAAACGGCACAGAUGAAGCGAAAAUCAAUGAAGAUGUCCUCGUUCGAAGAGCUUGAUUCUGCCAUGAUUGACUGGUAUAACAGCAGGGAAAGAGCUGGUAAACUAAUCACAAGUGCGAUGGUUGUAGAACACGCCAAAGCCUUGCACAAAACCUUAGGUUUCGAAAGUCAAUUCAAUGCCUCGGCUGGUUGGCUCAGUAGAUUUAAGAAUCGAUACGGAAUCACAGGAGAGCAUCAACAACCUGCCGAUAGAACAGAAAACCCCACGCAUCCGGAACAAUUUCGCGAACAGUUUCGGCAACUGAUGGAGGCGGAAUCCUGGCUACCCGAUCAAGUAUACAACGUAGAUGAGGUUGGGCUGUUCUGGAAAUGGUUUUCGUCGAAGACCUCUACCAUGCGUCAGGAAAGCAUUGAAAAAAUGAAAAAAUCGUAUAAUGAACGAGUCACGCUGCUUUGCUGUGCAAAUGCUGCGGGAACACACAAGCUGCGACCGAUCAUCGUCGGAAAGACGAGACAUCCGCAUACGUUAAAAGGGGGACAGCAACUUCCAGUGGACUAUUACGUGAGCAAGGGAGCGACCAUGAGCCGAGACAUCUUUCAUCGUUGGUUCGAAACUAGCUGGAUUCCGGAGGUACGCGAAUUUCUAAUCGGCAAGGGGUUGCCCCCGAAAGCAGUUCUUCUACUUGACACGGCUUCAUUUCAUCCAGACGAAACCGAACUGCGUUCGGAUGAUGGAAAUAUGGUGGCUAAGUUUAUUCCGGCCAAUAUUGCAAACCUCAUCCAACCGAUGCAACAAGGAAUCUUGUCGCUGGUAAAACAAAACUACAGCAACGGGUUAGUGAAAGCCCUUCAAGACACGGACGCCAAUAGUUGGACAUUGCUAGACGCUGUACAGUGCAUUGAAAACGCGUGGUCUAGUGUAACGUCGAACGAUGUCGUAAUGUCAUGGAACAAGAUCAUCCCCACCGAUGACAAGCAAUGGUCAUCACACCCGGAAAAGUCUUUAAAGUGUGAGGACGUUCAGGAAUAUCAUCCUAUCGAUCAGUCCACCUUAGAAGAAUGGCUGGAUGUCAACAAGGAUGAAGCUUCCAACGAUAAUGACGUCGAAAUAGCUAUUGACUUUGCGUCCACGAAUUAUGAAAGUAGCGAAUGCGAUCCUUCAGAAGCAAAAAGCGCUAAUAGAAGGAUUGAGCCCUUUGUCGCAUUGCAGUCUGUAGAAUGUCUGUUAGGAUGUGUCGACCGAAAUUGGCUUGAGUAUGAAGAAAAGAUGUCACUUAGACAGAUACAGGCAGAUGUUCAAAAGCUGAUGAAAACCCUAGAAAACAGAACAAGCAAAACCACAGUCAUUCCUAGGGAAACUGUUUAG
Messenger RNA from Anopheles nili, 1563 nucleotides. It is a transcript of the gene cag, whose product is annotated as jerky protein homolog-like. Gene Ontology annotation, cellular component: nucleus. The transcript has a single exon. The record is from RefSeq and is a predicted model, not a curated record. The coding region runs from base 1 to 1563 and encodes 520 amino acids. Gene Ontology annotation, molecular function: DNA binding. Lineage: Eukaryota; Metazoa; Arthropoda; Insecta; Diptera; Culicidae.